Sinocyclocheilus rhinocerous is the source of this 2331-nucleotide messenger RNA. Its product is annotated as prolyl endopeptidase-like. NCBI's taxonomy places the organism in Eukaryota, Metazoa, Chordata, Actinopteri, Cypriniformes, Cyprinidae. Gene Ontology annotation, cellular component: cytosol. Gene Ontology annotation, biological process: proteolysis. The record is from RefSeq and is a predicted model, not a curated record. Gene Ontology annotation, molecular function: oligopeptidase activity; serine-type endopeptidase activity. The transcript has 15 exons. The coding region runs from base 143 to 2104 and encodes 653 amino acids.
UGAGAGAGAGAGAGAAACAGAGAGCCGUGUUUGAUUUCACUUUCACUUUUCAGAGCUGACUCACCCGGGCGUGAAACAUACGGACAAACACACAAAAAUAUACACAGAAUUACAAAAAAAAACCUAUCAAAACACACCCAGAAUGGCUUUCACAUACCCUGAAGUACGGAGGGAUGACAGUAAGGUGGAUGAUUAUCAUGGAGUAAAGAUCUCCGAUCCAUACCACUGGCUGGAGGACCCUGACAGUGAGGAGACUAAGAUGUUUGUUGAACAGCAGAAUAAGUUGACCAUGCCAUUCCUGGAGCAGUGUGCGGUCAAAGAGCAGUUUCACCAGCGCCUCACAGAGCUCUACAACUACCCCAAAUACAGCUGUCCUUACAAGAGAGGAAAGAGAUAUUUCUAUUUCCAUAACGAGGGUCUGCAGAACCAGGAUGCGCUCUAUGUGCAGGACUCGUUAAACAGUCCCGCGUCUGUGUUCUUUGACCCAAACACUCUCUCAGAGGAUGGAACUGUGGCUCUCAAAAGUGAGUUUGAUUGCUACCCUCGACAGGACGGCAAAGCUGAUGGCACUGAGACCACAACAAACCUAAACCAGAAGCUUUACUACCAUCUUAUUGGCACAAGCCAAUCAGAAGACAUCCUGGUGGCAGAAUUUCCUGACAACCCAAAAUGGCACAGUAGCCUUACUGUCUCUGAUGAUGGCAGGUAUGCAGUGCUGUCCAUCACCGAGGGUUGUGAGCCAGUCAACCGUCUGUGGUACUGCGACCUGCAGCAGCUGCCCAAUGGCAUCACAGGUUUGCUGCCAUGGGUGAAGCUGGUUGACACAUUUGAAGCGCAGUACACAUACAUCACCAACGAGGGCACCGUCUUCACAUUACGCACCAAUCUGGAUGCUCCUCGUUACCGCCUCAUCACCAUAGACCUGCAGAAACCAGAGCAGACACACUGGAAAACCCUCAUCCCCCAACACGAGAAGGACGUUCUUGGCUUCGUGGAGUGUGUGAACCAGCGCUAUCUGCUGGUGAAUUAUGUGCAUGACGUGAAGGACAUCUUACAGCUGUAUGAACUGCAAUCAGGGAAACUGAUUAGAGACCUGCCGCUAGAUGUGGGCACUGUAGUUGGCCUCAGCUGCAAGAAGAAGCACCCUGACUUCUUCUACAAGUUCACUUCAUUUACUACACCAGGCAUAAUCUACCACUGUGACCUGAGUCAACCCGACCCAGAGCCCACGAUCUUCAGGCAGGUGGAAGUAAAGGGCAUCAACCCGAGUGACUACCAGACAACUCAGGUGUUUUACCCCAGUAAAGAUGGCACAAAGAUCCCAAUGUUCCUGGUACAUGCACGUGGCAUAGAAAGAGACGGCUCUCAUCCAGUCUUUCUGUAUGGUUAUGGAGGCUUUGAGAACUCAAUUCAGCCAUAUUACAACACUGCAUACCUGCUCUUUAUUAGACACCUGGGUGGGAUCCUGGCUGUAGCUAACAUCAGAGGAGGAGGAGAGUAUGGCCAAACUUGGCACAAAGCUGGCACUCUUGGGAACAAGCAGAACUGCUUUGAUGACUUCCAGUGUGCUGCCGAGUACCUGAUCCAGGAGGGAUACACCACGGCCAGCCAGAUCGCCAUCAACGGAGCUUCCAACGGCGGCCUGCUCGUGGCGGCAUGUGUAAACCAAUGUCCCGAGCUCUUCGGCUGUGCAGUAGCUGAGGUUGGGGUCAUGGACAUGCUGAAGUUCCACAAAUUCACCAUCGGUCACGCCUGGACCACUGACUACGGCUGUGCCGAUGAUCCCGGACAGUUCAAAUGGCUCAUCAAGUACUCUCCUCUCCAUAACCUUCCUCAGACCCCUCGAGAUGGGACCCCUUACCCCGCGAUGCUACUGCUGACGGCUGAUCACGAUGACCGUGUGGUUCCCCUGCACACUCUAAAGUACGUGGCCACUCUCCAGCAUGGCGUAGGCCGCAGCCCCGGGCAAACCCAGCUGCUGCUGGUCAGAGUGGACACACGCAGUGGACAUGGAGCCGGGAAACCCACCGCUAAAGCCAUCCUGGAGGACACACACAUCUUCUCCUUUAUAGCUCAGACACUGAAACUCAGCUGGAGGGAAUGAGAGAGAAAGAGAGAGAUGCAGUAAACAGAAUUAACAAUUUAAGGAAAAGAGCACAAAUUAUCUAGUGAUUUCUAAAGAUAUUUGGCUUUAUGCAGGGACUGAGAGAGGUGAAGGGCAUUUGUGGAGUAAGUGAAUGGGGAUAUAAAACAUGGAAGGUACUGAACUGAUUUUUUUGUAGUAACUUGAUUUUUACUUUUGUUUCAGCAGAGCAAGGAUCAUUAAAGCAU